UGUAGAAAAAUUUGCUUCUUGUCUAUUAAAACUCAACGAUAUAACUAUUUUUAUUGGAAAAUAAAUUCCUAUGAAUUUAAUCGUUAUCGUUCGAAGCAAAAAGGUCCAUAAAUAAUUCUUCAAUCCAGAUAUCGAUGCUUAUAAUCGUGAUGAUUAUAAAAUGAUUAAAUUUGGAUUAAAAACGUAGAUUAUUUUCCAUUUCCUUUCUAUCUUUAAGAAUGGAGGCAAAACGAAAUAUUGCUAGAAAUUAUUUUAAUCCCUUUCUGCGCAGUCGUUCUUACCGUAUAUUUUUUUAAGUAAAUUUUAAUCGUAAUCGCGAAAGAACAUUUUUUACGAUACAGUAUUUAAAAAUGAUAUAACGAUGUAAUUCAGCAAAUUAAUGCUAUCUUAUCGAAAUAUAGUACCCCGAUAAGUGCCUGAUCAAUAAUUCCAUAUUUCAUAAUUCGUUUAUAACGUAACUAGAAAACGCUUGAUCAUAAUUCAAUUGCAAAUUCCACAAAUUACACUUACAAUUGUUCUUUCCUCAUGCUUGUAGCAAUUCUGCAGGAAAAAAUUUUCUUUCCUAGCAUUUCGUUAACAAAUGUUAUUUAUACGCGACACCGUUAAGAUGUUAACCGUGUAUUGAGAGAAGACUUUCACAUUGCUUUGAGCAUGCAAGACGUACCACUACCUAGCAAUAUUCGUCAAUGCCACCAUCAGACUUAAUCGUAGCGCUUACAUAUCGGAGGUACGCGACGAAAUCAACAGUGCAUGUUCAACUACCAACCGUGAUAUACGUCGCUUGUUGUUCGUAAAUAUCGAUCUAAACAUCAUGGUUAACUAGUGAUCUAUUGACGCAUUAUAACUCGUUUUUUCAACAACAUUUUAUCCGAGUUCCUCGCACGAAACUGUUCUCCAGAGUGACUGUUCUCCUUGGCUAUUGUACAACUUCUUCCAAUAUGCCAUUUGGCACGUAAAACUUAUUGGAGUGUCUCAUGGAAAUUUUCAUAAUUCAUCUGAUUCGCAUGAUAGAUAGUAGAUAGCGAUAAUAGAUAGCAGAUCACGAUGACUGCGGGAAAUGAUAAAGAAACGAAAGAGCUGUACUGACGCUUUAUCUAAGAACUCAACUGAAAUACACUGAUGAUACGUCUACCGUCAUAUAUCAUGUGUUCACGAUGUUGCUGUACUUUUUCCCCAUAUUCGGAGCGAUGUUGGCGGAUUCCUUAUUGGGAAAAUUCCGCACUAUCUUCUACUUAAGCAUUAUUUAUGCUGUAGGACAACUUUUGUUAUCUUUAAGCGCGGUGCCUCCAUUGGGAAUACCUGCUAGAGAAUUCUCAAUAGUUGGUCUAGUCCUUAUAGCCGUUGGUACAGGUGGUAUAAAACCUUGCGUGGCCGCAUUCGGUGGUGACCAAUUCAUACUGCCGCAACAGGAACUAUACUUGUCCACAUUCUUCUCCCUGUUUUACUUUUCCAUCAACUCCGGAUCGUUGGUCUCCACCUUCCUCACGCCUCUGCUUCGUAGCAGUGUUUCAUGCUUCGGCGACAGUACCUGUUACUCCCUGGCAUUUUUGGUACCAGCUGUCCUCAUGGCUUUGUCUAUCAUAAUAUUCAUCCUUGGGAAGCCUUUGUACAAAAUAGUCAAACCGACAGGUAACGUCGUUUUGAAUGUUUCUAAGUGCGUUUCCGUAAGUUUGACCAUUGCUUUGUUUUUAAAGUCGAUUUACCCCGUUGCAAGGAUAAAUGCUAACCGUCACGCUAUCUACAGAAAGAUCACGUCGAACGAGAAGAGGAUGUAUUGGCUCGACUAUGCGGAUGAUAAGUACGACAAAACACUGAUAAACGACAUUAAAUCAGCCCUGCAGGUGUUGAUAUUGUUCAUUCCAAUACCGAUAUUUUGGGCACUUUUUGAUCAACAAGGCUCUCGAUGGACGUUCCAAGCAACCAGAAUGAAUGGAGAAAUCGGCAAUUUCUUGAUCGAACCGGAUCAAAUGCAAGUGUUCAAUCCUCUUUUGGUGCUCAUUUUCAUACCCCUGUUCGAAACUUGUCUUUACCCGCUUAUGGCUAAGAUUGGCCUACGAACUCCGCUAAGAAUACUAUCUAUCGGCGGUUUCUUAGCUUCGUUGUCAUUUGUAGCAGCGGCAUGCGUUGAAUUGGAGCUCGAGAAAACGUAUCCGAUUCUACCUUCGAAAGAUCUCGCGCAACUACGUGUUUUCAAUACUCUCGACUGCGACGUGAACGUGACGGUGCAUGAUCCUGAGUUAUCUAUAGCUCUUAAAAGUAUGGAUAUGUGGCAAGACCGGUAUAUCAAAGCGAAUGGCGUAAAAGAAUUGAGUUAUGAAGCAGACUUUUCAGUUUGCCAUCAAGCCGGCAUCACAGAAAUAGAUAAAAUUCAAGGAAACAUCACCGUGUCAGAAAACCAGGCGACUUCUUGGGUUAUAACGCAAAAAGGUUUAUCUUACAAUUAUACAGAUUCGAUAGACAAAUCGGAUACUGGCGAGCCUCUAAUACGUGGACUUAUCUAUGUGUAUCCGCCGCAAUCCCUUUCUGUUGAAUUGAUACAGGAUGGUACCGUUGUCUCGGCAUUAAAGAUAAAUGAUACUUCUUUCAACAGAACUGAACUAGUUAAAGUCAAACCUGGCGUAUACGAUAUACGUUUGAAUGAAUUUACAAAGAAAGAAGUAUCACUCAGACUUGGCGGAGUUUAUACUAUCGUCGGGUCUGUCACUGAAAAAGGAUCGAAGGCUAACGUUAUAACUGUAACCGAGCCAAACUCGAUGCACAUAUUAUGGAUGGUUCCUCAGUAUGUCAUUAUCACAAUGGGUGAAGUCAUGUUCUCGGUGACCGGCCUAGAAUUUGCAUUCACGCAAGCACCUGUCAGUAUGAAAUCUCUUUUACAAGCUUGUUGGCUGUUAACAGUAGCCAUUGGUAAUCUCAUUGUAGUCCUCGUGGCGGAAUUCUCGAUUUUUGAUCGUCAGAUUUUCGAAUUCAUUUUGUUCGCGGGAUUGAUGUUCAUCGAUAUAAUUAUUUUCUCUAUAAUGGCGAAAUUUUAUAAAUACGUAGACGAAAACGCCUCCGAAGAGAUCAUUCAUAUGAGCGAAAAAUCCGGAACAGUUAAUACAUCUUAUCACGACGAUGAGAAGUGAUUGUAUAGUGAUUUAUGACUGUCCGAAAUACAGCAUUUUAGUACCUCAAACAUUUUCUUACAUUUCAACGGUUGAAAUUUGAGGAAAAUGCAAGGUUUGUACAUAAGCACUCUGAACAAAGCGUGUAUUUUUAAUAUUGAUUUUUAUCUUGCUUCAAAAAUAAUUAAAAUUCAUCUAUAAUACAAAUUUCACGUACAAUAUAGUUGUUGAAUAAAAUAAAGUUCCAAUACUUUAAGAGCCAAACGAUAGGUGAUUGUGAUUCUUAUAUUCGUAAAUUCGAAUAAAAUAGAAUUUUAUAUGACCCGUAAGUUAACAAUGUCUUAUCAGGUGCAAUUAACAGAAUGCUUACAUCAUCUAUAAAAUAUUUAUUACCGUGGAAUUUCAAGUUUCGAGAUAAAGCGUAACAAUGUACAUGUAGAUACCAUAUUUUAUGGUCAUGAUACAUGAUAUUUGUAAAUAGACAUAUCAAUAGCAAUGAGCGUACAAAUUUUUGUAAAGUUUUAAUUACUGUUUAAAUAAAAAUUUAUUUACUAUUCUA
Molecule: messenger RNA, 3660 nt
Organism: Heterotrigona itama
Lineage: Eukaryota; Metazoa; Arthropoda; Insecta; Hymenoptera; Apidae
Source: the annotation of a GenBank genome assembly